GCCAAGGUACAGAGACGAGUUUAGUCUGUGUACACUGGCUUUGAGCGAAAUGUCAGAAAUAAGUCAAAAUAGUUUUGAGGUUAAAGCGGCAACUCUGCUGUCAUAACUGGGUAGAAAAAUGUUAAAAACGUUGGUACAGAGAUGGGCGCCGCUCCUAACAGCCCAGUCCCGGAUUUUAUCAUCUCUAACCAGUCUAAGAAGUUUCCACUGCUUAACCCCUCCUGUAGGCAGCCUGCGAUCCUUAACUCCGAAUAGCCAGAUCCCUAUGGAACCGAUUGCCAGCAGCCUUCUCCGCCCAACCGUACCUCUAGUGGAACAAGUUGCUGGUUUCAAAGUGAAAGGUCGGCUGAGGAGACGUUGCAAAGAUUGCUAUUUCGUUAUCCGACAAGAGAGGCUUUAUGUGAUAUGCAAAACCCAUCCCAGACACAAGCAAAUGGCCAUGAAGCAGCGCGACUACAAGUCCUGGAUUCUAACUCAUGCGACACAGUCGAAAGUGAGACCAUAUUAGUAAUAAAUUGUAAAAUGUACUGAGUAAUAAAAGGUUAGAAUAAUGA
Molecule: messenger RNA, 554 nt
Organism: Hermetia illucens (black soldier fly)
Lineage: Eukaryota; Metazoa; Arthropoda; Insecta; Diptera; Stratiomyidae
Gene: mRpL36
Product: 39S ribosomal protein L36, mitochondrial
Exons: 2
Coding region: 119-508 (129 amino acids)
Biological process (GO): translation; ribosome biogenesis
Cellular component (GO): ribosome; mitochondrial large ribosomal subunit
Molecular function (GO): structural constituent of ribosome
Source: RefSeq, a predicted model, not a curated record